GUGCGUGCGGGGGCGCUGCCGCGGAGCGAGCCGAGCGAGGACGGAGCUGCCUCCGCCUCCUCCUCCCGCUCCCAGCCUCUGCCGGUGCGGGCCCAGCAGUGCGAGAGGGAGCGAGCGAGCGCGGGAGGGAGCGCGCCAGCCAGCCAGCCAGCCAGCCGGAGUCCGGGCUCUCCCUCGCGGCGGCGGCGGCGGCGGCAGCAUGUCGGGCCGGUCGGUGCGGGCCGAGACCCGCAGCCGCGCCAAGGAUGAUAUCAAGCGGGUGAUGGCGGCCAUCGAGAAAGUGCGCAAAUGGUGAGCGAGGCUGAGCCGCAGGGAGGAGGAGGAGGAGGCUUUGUUUUUGUCUCGAGAUUUAUUUUUUUUAAGGGGGGGCGUGUGGGGUGAGGGAAGGAGAAAGGGGAUAAAGGAAGAGGGGCGGCGAGGGGGUGUCGGCGCCCUCCCCCCCUUCCCUUCCCAGACAGGCCAACAUUUCUCCUUGCCUCCGAGUAGGUGGGUGGGAGUCCCAUUGUGAAAACACCCACACCCACGCAUGUGGCCUACUCAUCUUUUCUCCCCCCCAAUAUGUCUUACCCCCCCAACCCCCCCUCCAACAUGUCUUCUGUCUCUCCCCUCCCUCAGUUUCCACCAGAUACCCUUCAGGGCUUUCUCCUUUUCGCCCCUCCGCCCGCUCAUUGUUGAACCCCCAGGCUCCCCCCUACCCAGUUCCUAGUACAGACCCCUUAGGGCUUUCCCUCCUGAGCCGCCUUCCUCCCACCCCAUCUAUUCCCCCCAAGGCAGCUUGGGGGCUCCUCCCAGCUCCAUCCUCUUGGGAGGCUUCUCCCCUCUUGCACAUAAGUUGAGCACACUCCGCAGCAGCGUCCCCACAUCCUCAGGGCUUUUCUCCCAUCUCCUUUUCCCUUGGCUUUCCCCCUUCGCCUCUUGGUGCUGUGCCCCUUAUUGGUUGUCUUCUUUCUAUAGAUCCCCUAGAGUUGGUCAGUGAGACUCCCUCCAAGGCAGCCUUGCAGGCUUACUUCUUGGACCCCCUCCCCUUUGUUGUGGUCUUCCCCUUGUGGUCGGCUAGAAGUCCCCCAGGCACCUCCUUUUUCUUUUUUCAGUUCUUUUUCUGACUUCAGUUUCUUAUGCAUAUAUUUCUUUGUCCUUCUCUCUCUCUCUCCCCCCCCAGUCCCUUGGGUUUUUGUCCCAUCCCUUACCCUUGGAUGGUUUUUGCUCAGCAACCCCACCCUCAACUCCUUGAUUAACUUCAUAGAAUGGCAAAGUAGAUCGUGAGGGUCAUCUAGUCCAACCCCCUGCAAUGCAGGAAUCUUUUGGCCAAUGUGGGGUUCUCCAACCCACAACCCUGUGUUUAAGAGUCUCCUUCUCUAUGGACUGAGCUAUCCCUGUUCCUCUGUAUCAUAUCUUAGUGCAAUUUGGGUGCCUUUUCUUUUACAGAUACCUGGGUCUUUCCCCUUCCUAAUUUCUUCCUAUUUUCCUCCAUUGUAAUUAUUUUAAGGUUUUCUUUACCCAUGUCUAGCCCCCCUCCCAAUUUUUCACUGUUAGAUCUUCUUAAACCUCUCCCUUGGUCUUAUGUAUUUCCUUCCACCUGUCUCCCUUCUCUCCCUUGCUCCUUUAGCCAUAAAUCCAUUUGGCAAAUGCGUUGGGAUGGAUUCCUUGGUUGGCCUCCAUGCAGGCAUCUUCUUCCUGUCAACUUUCUUCUUGUCCUCACUGUAUAUUUCCCCAAGUGAUGCUUCCCACACCCACUGGCUGUGCGUGCUCCCUGUUGUGUGAGAUAGAUCGAUAUUCUCACCAUUCCACAUCCUGUUUGGCUGAAUCUGGCAGGAGGCAGAGGAGGACUUCUUUCUCCAAACUUUUCUUUCCUCUUUGAACCCAAUAUGACCUCUUCCCCUCCCAACUGCCCCUUGACCUAGAUUUGAAGCAUUAUAUCUAGCCCAGGACAGGCUCUUCAGUGUGUUGGGCAGAGGUUUUCCCCCUGUAGCUGAGAUCCUUUUAACUGGAUAGAGACUGAAUCUGGGGCCCAUGACUGUGCUGUAGCCUUUGCAGGUAUCUCGUGAGCUCUUCUCCCUACCAUGAAUUUUACAGACACUCUUUACCAUCACUUUGUUCCGUGUGUGCAUGGCAGCACCUUCCCAAUAUCCUCUUGGUGAGCUGUCUCCUACUUCACUGGGGGGGGGGGGGAGCAGAUCCCUCUUCUGCACACUCCAAUGAUCAUUUGCUGUUGCAGCUCCUUUUAUCCUUGUGCACCUUCUUUCUGAUACCCCCUGAAGUGUAGUACUGCUUCUGCUUGGCUCCCUUGCGCUUUUGUUUGGUUGGUGAGAAAGAGAACAAUGUGCUUUGUGAAUUGUGAUCUGUGGGUAUUUCCUUUUUUAUUCUAUUUUUAAUUCAGAAGGGAGAGUAUAUUAUGGUGAAUAGGCAGGCAUCAGAUGUGACUUGGACUUUCAUCUUUCUUUCAAAAUCCUCAUGCACCUUUAAGUGUGAAUGGUUGUUUUAAAUGCUUUUCACACAUUUCAGAGGAAAAUCUUAAAAAUGAUAAUUCUUGAAAUCCUAGGUAAAGUUUAGAAUGUGUAUGUGUUCUGAUAUUUUAAUGGGAAUGGGUCAACCAAGUGAACGUAUUUUAAAGAUUUUUAGUUUUGUGCUACAAAUCACAUUGGUUCCAGCUUGUAUUGUUUAAUUCUAAAAUCUGAGUGGAGCUGUACAGGGAGGGUGUAAUUGCUACUUGAAUUUGUUUGAAAUUAUAUAAUUAAAGGUUGUAACCUUGGUAGAAUUGCCCUCUUUUGUUAAAUCUUUACAACGUUUUAGCAUUUUAUUCUUUUGUGGGGUUUUUGUGUAGUUUUUAUUGUGAAAAUCAUUGUGGCACAGCUAAACAAUACAGCGAAAUGGUUAUUGAAGCACAAUAGGCAAUCAGUGUGCAGUUUGGUAUUUUUGGAUCAGAUAACAUAGUAUGAAUGUAAUUCAAGACAGGCUUAUUUUGUAAAACAAUGUGAUUGAGUUUUUGUUACACCAAUGCACAGCUCAUAAAAAGCAGAAAUCAUUGGAUUCAAGGGUUUUGUGUUGGAUAAAAUAGUUCUUCUAUAGGUAUAUAUUAUAAACAAGCAGAAUACAGAAAAAUCAGUUAGUAUCCUUCUUUUCUUCCCAGAGUAGAUGUUUGCAGUUUUAAAAGCUGUGAUGUUUGUGAGCAGUCCAGUUCAAAUUGCAAUGGGCAAAUAGCUAAAAAGUGUCUUUUCUGAUGCAGACUGAGAAGAGGAAUUCAAAAUAGAAAUCCAAGCCAUUGUGUUGAAAAGCCGAAACACUGCCAGUCUUGUAGUCUUUAUGAUAGUACAAAGUUCUAGGAAUAAUGCUUUUGUUGUGCGCUUAAGAAAAUGCACUUCGCUGGCACGCACUUUUAGGAGCCUAACGUAAUGCAGGGAGAGAUGGUGAUGCUCAUUGUCAGCAUCAUUGUAGCUGGGUGCUUGAUGCUCCAUUUGUUUUUUCAAGGCAAGUGUGCGUCUUGUUUCCUUUUGUCGUUCUUUGCCAAAAGUGUGGAGAAGAGAAAAUUGGAGCCUUGCUUCUUGUUUAACAAAUAAGUCAAGUGAAACUUUUUUGCCAGCAUCUUCUGUUGUCAUAGCAACUAUGCACAGGUGAUCACACUGGCUCGUUCCUCCAAGAGCAGAGUGAUGGGGAAAGCCAUAGAAAUUUUGCAGACUUCAAUCCUGACAUAGCAGCCUUCCAGUUGCUGUGGGAAACCUAGUCAGAUCCUUAAAAGGACUGUUCAUGUCACAAGUUUAUGUAGAUCUUGUUCUUCAGAUGAACAAUGUAGGACCCCCCCCCUCUAUUUUUUCCCAUUGGGGAACAGGAACAAGAAGAAAUGUACAAACCUUUACUAAUGUACAGUGAUAGGUUGUGGAUAUUUCUGUAUUCUGAGAUGAAAGAUUGUUGGCAUGAAAUUUAAUGUCUUUACAUGCCUUCUGUGUGCUGCACUGUAUUGAAGACUUCAAGCUUGCUAUUGCUGAAGACACUUUGCGUGGUAUGGCACUGGGUCCCAACAUACGUUGGGCCUUCUCAGUAGUGGCCCCCGCCCUGUGGAACACCCUCCCAUCAGAUGUCAAGGAAAUAAGCAGCUAUCCUAUUUUUAAAAGACAUCUGAAGGCAGCCCUGCUUAGGGAAGUUUUUAAUAUUUAAUGCUGCAUUGUUUUUAAUAUUCAGUUGGAAGCCGCCAAGAGUGGCAGGGGAAACUCAGCCAGAUGGGCGGGGUAUAAAUAAAUAAAUUAUUAUUAUUAUUAUUAUUAUACGUUGGGUACAGUUCUGUGCAUGCAUGCACAUGUGCGCGCGUGUAUGCAGAAUGAGAGAGAGAGAUGGUGCUGGAGGAAGAAAAACCUGCCUGAAGCAGUCAUGGGAAAAUAGCAAAAUAGACCAGGCAUAUACAUAUAUCUCUCACUGGAAGGUUGUUGCAGGCAAAAUGUUCUACAAAAAGUUAUUCCAUUGCUGUUACCAAGUGUGGUUAAUGAAUGCUGGCAAACUUGGGGAACCCAGUAGUUUCAGCAGUCAUUGGCUACCUUUGAUGGUUCAGGUGUUUGGAUCGCUCUCUGCAUUCAUUCAGUCCUAAACCGUUGAGAACAGACUGGUCCUUCUCAAUCAGCCUGGCUACUGACACUGGUUUCUUCAGCCUCCAGUCAAACAUCUGCUUGAGACAGAAAGGUUUAUUGUUCAGUAUUCAUGUGGUUUGAUGGUGUUGAUUGUAUGUGGCUUGAUGAUUAGAGAAAUAUUUUUUUCCUUCUGAGGCACCUGGAUUUCUGCUUGUUCAAGGUGUGCAUCUGUGUCGGCGAUGCAGCCUUCUGUUUAUCAGAUGGAUACGCUAUACCUUUGAAAACUCUAAAGUCGUAUCUUAGGCAUGAGGUUAAAUAGGGCCUUGAAGGCAACCUAUGAUGAAAAUGAUUUAUUUCAGUGCCAAAGCCUGUUGAGUAUUUCUCAUGUGUAUGUGUUAUGUUCACCUUUUUAUUUGAUAUGUAUAUGCAUGGUGCAGGCCAGAGAAACCAGGUGAUCCUAUUACUAGUAGAAAUAGUUGUGUUUAACAAUGUGCUUAAUCAUAUUGAUAUGAGUGAUACUUAGGCAUAUCUAAUUUACUCUGGCUUGUGUCCAUAACCAGUUUGUAGAAGGAUUUUUAUAUUAAUCUACCUUUUGCUUAGGUCCAUAUUAAGAUAAUGUGUUAAACUAGAAAAGUAUGUCGCUUUUUAUGCAUAACUGAACUUGAGAUUAAAACAUGCCCCGAUUUUAAAGAAGCUUAAUUUGACCAAGACGUGAAAACUUAUUGGACUAGUCUGCUGAAAUGGUGUGGUGCAGUUAGCCAGAUCUAUGGGGGUCAGUUUCUGUGCAAAAGAGGUGCAACCCGAUCUGUUUGCACUGCUGCAUACCUAAUCCUAGUGCACCCCCCAAAAUCUUUAUCCACAAGUGUAGCAGUCCCUGACCCUAGUUGGCCUCCUCCAGCGUCCCUGGAAGAAAACAAAUGUCAUUGUGCCCCCUUAUAGGCCAUUCACAACACAAUAGAGAAAGGUCGAGAUAAACUAAGAAACAGAGGUACUACUGCCAAGUGAAAUGCUUACAGGGAGGAAAAAAUAUUAGAAAGUGUUAAUUUUAAAAUACUGAUGGUGAUGGUAGGUAAAAAGAAGAAAUACCCAUCUUAAGUAGUCAUGGGAAAUAGUAAAACAGAUCAGAUAGCAACCUAUGUGAAGUAGAAUCCUAAUCCUGCUUGAAGAAACUGCUGAUUUUCCCUGUUUUUUCUUUAUUAUUCAAGAUUACAGAAGGCAUAUGCGUCAAUAAGUAUCAUUCAUACAAAUUAUAAUCCAUAUUGCGCUGAGCAAGCCCUAUUCCAUGCAUACUACCCCAUGCAGAUUUUGGUAUAUCAAAAAUGUUUGUGGAAUGGGGAACUGUAAUUAAAAUAGAGUGCUUCCAAUUAGAUACUGCUUUUUGAAGGACAGGUCAGUGAAGCAGCAUUGCUAAACUGGAGGAACUAAUUAUCUAUUUGCUAAAGUUUGUAAGCUGUCAUAGUGGCUGAAUAGGACAUACUGUUCAGUCGUACCUCCGCUCCCAAACACCUUGGGAGUCAAGCGUUUUAGCUCACGAACGAUCAAAAACAGGAAGUGAGUUUUCCAGUUUUCGAAUGUUCUUUCGGAAGCCAAACGUCCAACGGGGCUUCUGCGGCUCCCUGCAGCUAAUCGGAAGCCAUGCUUUGGAAGUGGAAUGUUUUGGAAGUCGAACAGACUGUCCUGGGACAUAGUGUUUCUAUUCCAUAUCCUUACCAGUAUCUCUAUUCCCUCAGGUUCCCUGAUUCUUCAAGCGUUCUGUCCCUUGGCCCAAACCCAAAGAACCGUGCCGCUAACACUGCAUGCUCAAGGGGACUUUGGACUUGUAUUUCUUAAUAAGGCAAUGGGAAACUGCUUUUGAAUCUUAAGGAAGUUUCAUAAGAGGUUUGUAGUGAGAGGCGUGGGGUACUCAAAGAAGAAGACGUUAGUCUGCUGGGCACAUCUCAGGCAGCUUGUUAAAUCUUGUUUUUUUCAACAUAUGUAGGCCUGAGUUCAGUGCUCUUGAUCAUCUACAUUAGUGGUGGGGGACCUCUAGCCUGGGGCCCAAAUGUGACCCUCCAGGCCCUUGUCACUCUUCCUAGCCACACCCUUCACUGCCCCUUCUUCACCUCCUCCUGGAGUGUUUUUGCCUGGCUGGAAUGUGUCCAGGAGCUCUGAUAAUGUCCUCUGCUUACCUGGAAGGAAGAUAGAGAGGGAUGUGUGAGUGUGUAGACUAGCCAAUGGGUAAAAUAGCUCCCCCUUGCACUGGCAGGUGACCCCCAGAUUGUUGCCCACAAGGGAAUGUGUCUCUUGGGCCAAAUAGAGUCAAAUCAACAUAAUUAAAUGAAGACUCUCAAAUAUCAGGGAUAAAUUUCACUCUAGAUUUUUUUUUUUAAUAAAAAAUACUAACAUAGGUUUCCUCCUGUAUUCUACAGUUGAUCGAGUGAAGAUGCUGUUUGUGGCUGCUUUGAGAUGCUAACAGGUAUAUUGAACUUUUGGUUUUCAAAUGCAGCAUCUCUAAUACAUUGUGGAACAGAUUCCGUUUAAAUGUUGUUUUUAUAACUAGAAACACUUACACAGGUGUCUUGUGUUCAAGAGAACAGCGAUAGGUUCAUUCAUUGGCUUAAUUGCUUAAUUACAUUACACAUGCAGCCUUAUGUAAACUGCUGAAGAGCUCUUUUUUGAUUAAGCGGUCUAUAAAUUUUGUUAAAUAACAAAUUAUGUUUAGAACUCAAAUUUAGAGUGCGUUCUACUUUAGUGAUUUUCUUUCUUUCAGUAGUAGGUCAGUGCAUUGGAUUUCAGAGCACUGAUAAACAUUUCAGAGCAUUGAGCUUUAGGAAUGGAGAAUGGCUCUGUUGGAUCAGAAUGUUGAUAUAAUAUAUAAACUACAUGUUUUCAGAAACACCAUUGUAAGAAAUGCUGCUGUGAGACACUAUACACUUUUAUGAUGUGGAUGGCCCCUGUUUCUAGAUAGUCUUUGUCUUCACCCUUUUCUCUAUGAUGAAUAGCUAGUAGGUGAAAUAAAGCUAUGGAGGGAUUGCUGCUAAUUUUCAUAAGUGUCUCUCAUUUAAAAACAAAAACAAGCUUAGUGAUAUCACAGAAAUGAUAAAAAGAUAAUUUGGACCUCUUUCCAUUCUGUUGUUGUUCUUAAAAUUCCACUAAACCUCUCACAUUAUGUUCUACAGAUUAAUACUUCUGGCCCACCAGGGAAUCUUGUUUCUCCCCUUCCAGUGUAGCUGCUUUUGUUACUCAUACUUGCUGGGACUUGCAAGGAGUUGAGUUCCAGCUAACUGUACAUGUAUGUGUGCUAUAUCAUGCGGAAAUUUAACGGGGUGCUUCAGACAUAACACAAGACAGUGAUUUGGCAUUGAUUGAGUGAAGAGUGAGCAGUUUUGGGUUUGGGUGCCUCACGUGAAGUGAUUACCUGGUUUGAGGCGUACCAGGGCUUGCUCAUUUGCCUGAACUGGCAAGCUCUGGUUUAGCAUUUGAGUUUCAUGUGUCAUGUAUCCUUCCAAAAUUUUCCUUUCUAAGCCUGACAGCCUCCCAUUGUAGAAAAGCUCUCCAGCUGUCACCAGCUGCUUGGAUUUUGCAGAGGGGAUUGGAGGACAUACAUAUGCUGCCAUGUGGUAUUCCUGUCUCUAGGAAUUUGGAGUUAGUUGGUAUACCUUUAUACUUUGAGAAACACUUAAAAUUGAUUUCGGUUACGUUUCCCCUCAAAUUAGAUAUUAUCUGCUGUUGUGACAUACUAAAUGACCAAAAGAUUGUGUUCAGUGCAUGUGCUCUCUGGAUGGGUAGGUCUCUCUCUCGCUUGCUUUGUCACUUUUGCUUGUUGGGCUGUGCCAACAAGAACCCGCAAAAUGGCAAAGGUAUCUGCUGGUUUUAAAAGAUAACAUGUCUCCUGUAUUAAAUGCAGACAACUCUACACAUCAUCGUAUGUUCUCAGGUCCCUAGAGAACAUACAACCAAUUUGAAUAGGUUGUUACAGACCUUCCACAAUAUAUACUACCACGCCACUUUUUAAUGUGCUAUUUUGAAACUAACAUGUGUUAUCUUUUUGUAGGGAGAAGAAAUGGGUGACAGUUGGUGACACAUCCCUCAGGAUUUACAAAUGGGUACCAGUAACAGAGCCCAAAGUAGAUGAUGUAAGUAUUUCAAGCAAUGUUAGAAACUGAGAUAUAAAAUCCAGGAGCCAAAUGGCUCCUGGAAGCUGGCUUAUAGGGGCAAAAACAGCAUGGCUAGUUGCCAUCUGCCCCCCUCCAAAUGCAGCACCACUUUUAAUUUUUUUAUUUUUAAAUACAUGAACUAAUACACAGUUCAGUGACACAUUGUUAAUUUCACAUGUUUAAUAGCAGUUCUUAAUUGGAUGCCACAAUUAAGAGAGGUGGGCGUGGGUGGCCUGAAAUGACAUGAAUACUUUACAGUUUGUUUACCUAUGAAAGCAGUACCACAAUGGAGUCUCUUGGGCAUAUCAGAAGGCUUCAGGGAAGUAGCAUACAAAACGGGAUGGUAACAGCUGCCCUAGGUCUUCUGCAGUGGAGAUUUAUUUCAGGCUACUGGAAAUCUCAGCUUGGUCGCUAGGUAGUACUCUUGAGUUGCAAAAACUACUGGUGACGGCUUAAUUUCGAACACUGAUUUCAAUAUGCCUUGCAUAUAACUGGAGGAAAUGCAUAAUAAUCUUCAGAAAACAAGAAGAUUGACCAAGUUGUGAAAAAAAGCUAGAAAACACAUAGCCUCUUGAUUAGGCUUGAGUGUGCGUGUGUCUAAAUAGGAAUAAUGGGAGCACAUUUUUCCCUUCCUUUUGGACUUCUGUCUAACCAUGUGUUUUAAAAUAUCAGAAGCUAAAAAGAAUUCCUGUUGGAAUGAAACUUGCAAAAUAUUGUAUUGCCUAGUGUCAGCGCUUAAUUGGAAUGCUUGCAUCAGAAUGACUGUUUGCUGUAAUUAUAACCACUUUAUUAAUGUAUUUUUUUAUAUUUUUUAAAAAAACUGGCUAUGAGAUCUCCAGAACGGGUACCUAACAUGCAACUUUACAAUUAAUGAUACAUUAGCAUCAUGGAAAGUUUAUUUUAAACUCAAAAGUUUCCUGGAAAGAUACCCUCCAUUUUUCAUUAUUGCUAUUCUGUCUAUGCAGAGGCGUUUAGAGAUUGCAGUGUUGAAAAUUGCGUCCUUUAAUCAUUUUGUAGGCUGUGUCUACAAUACUGAUUGCAUAGCUAUGGUGCUUGUGUGACUGCAACAUUUUCACCUGUUUGUCUCAACAGACAUACACAAAUGGGGGUAAAAGCAAAACCCCCAACAUGGAGUCAAUGCCUUCUGUAGCGAUAGGCUGUCAUCUGGCCAUCUGCUUGUAAUUUUUUAGAGUGUUGCCUGACCCUAAUGCUCUCAUCUCUGAGCCCUGCCCCUCUCUUUGCCCCCUUUCAAGCAUCUGGCUUCUCAUUCUCUCCGCAGGCACUGAGUGUGCUUUGAGAGCAGUGCAUCUGUCACUUUCUCCUAGGAGACCAAUUACGUCACCUUCUAAUUGAAAAUGCAGCAUCCUUUUUCAUACAUGGAUUUUUCACACGGUUGAUGUUAUCAUCCCUCACUUGGUUUUUUUAGCUUCUGUAGCGCUGUUAGCAUUUGAGGGAAUGGAUCGUGCUCCAUGUAGCAUCUGAUUAGGUUUGUGGUUUCACGUUGAUCUUAUUGUUGUCUGCACCAGCGUAUAUAAGAAUACUCCCCCUGCCCCAAAUCGGAUAUCUUAAUUAUUCAUUUAAAAUUGUGUAAUGGUAUGAACUAUAAAAGAGUAAAUUAAAUCUGAGUUAAAUACAAACAUGUUAAAAUAGAGUAUAUUUUAUAUAACCUCCUAGAAUUUAAUCCACAACAUUCUAUAAAACAUAUUGACCAGAAUUAAGUGCAUUAAAAGUGGUUUUCCUAUAGAAGGAACAAGCUGCUUGAACUCUAGCAUUCAAAAGACUGUGAGAUAUAGAUAUAGAUACAUUCAUAAAGUAUGUAAAAUGUAUAUGUUUUAUAUAUAAAAUCCAGUGUGAGAGAGAUUGGAUUACAACAAAUUGUGGGCUUGGAAAUGGAAACCAAGAACAAGAAAGCUGUGGCAGGUGUAAGAUCUAGCUUCAGAAACACAUUGAAGCUGUCCUUUAUUUCUCUGAACUUACUAGUCUUACAUUCCUUUCUUAAGCCAGUUUCAUGUUCCUCUCUGCUGCAAAGUUCAUUGGAUGACUACAGAAUCAUAUAAUUGUAGAUUUGGAAGGACCCCAAGACUCAUCUAGUCCAGCUGCCUCCAAGGCAGGAAUUGCAGCUAAAGAAUCCCUUACAGAUGGACAUCCAACCUCUAUUUAAAAACCUCCGUUGACUUUCUGAGGUAGUCGGUUCCACUUUUGACCAGCUCUUACAUUCAGAAGGUUCUUCCUAAUAUUAGGCAGAAUCUCCUUUCUUGUCAUUUGAAUCCACUGGCUUGGGUCCUCCUUUCUGGAGUAGCAGAAAACAAGCUUGUGCCAUCUUCUAUGUGACAGCCCAUCAGAUAGCUAUCAUAUCUCCUCUCAGUCCCCUCUUUUCCUGGCUAAUCAUACCCAGUUCCCUCAACUGUUCCUCAUAAGGCUUGGUUUCUAGAUCCUUGAUCAUCUUGGUUGCCCUCCUCUGCAUACAUUCCAGCUUGUCAAUAUCCUUCUUAAAUUGUGGUGCCCGGAACUGGACACAGUACAGGCAGAGACUAUUUUAGGCACAUCCAAGAUAUGUGUAACUAUGCAUGUGUGCAUUGUGCCAAUCCUGAAAAUAACACAAAUACAGCAGAGAAAGGGGCGGGGCAGGGUUUUUGAAGGUUUUUUCAAUGGUGUUUCAAAUAUACACAAUUUCACUUAAACAUGUGGUGUCUUGGAAUGUAACCAGUGCAUAAAUGGGGAGUUGCCUGUACUCCAGGUGGGGUCUGACCAAGGCAGACUUAAGUGAUACUAUUACUACCUUGAUCUGGACACUAGACUUCUGUUGAUGCAGCCUUUGAGGAAAAAAAGAAGCAGCACCAUGUCCCUUGUCCUGAACUAUUUGGAGGAAGAGCAGAAGAGAGAUUUAAAUAGUAAUAUGUGUUUUAAUGAGGCAAGCUCUGCAGUUUUUGCUAUGAGUUGUGAAAAUGUGUAGUUUUAUUUCCCAUCUCACAGCGGAGAAGAGUAUUUGGAGUUUUAGGCAUACAGGAAGCUGCCUUACACGGACUCAGAUCAUUAGUCCAUUUAGCUCAGUAUUGUCCAUGCUGCCUGGCAGCUGCUCUCCAGGAUGCCAGACAAUGUUCUCCUCUUGCCCUACCUGGAGAUGUGGAGGAUUGAAUCUGGAACCUUCUGCAUACAAAGUAACGUCUGAGUUACGGCCCUUGACCCAAAAUAUUUUGGCAUUGGUCUGCAGGAAAGUGGCAUUGCGCAGGUCUUUUUGCAAAUACAAUGAGAUGAUCAGAAAUCCAUGAUUUGAAAUAAUUACAGCCGUAUCUCGGAAGUCAAACGGAAUCCGUUCUGGAAGUCUGUUCAACUUCCAAAACGUGAAACCAAGGUGCAGCUUCUGAUUGGCUGCAGGAAGCUCCCGCAGCCAAUCAAAAGUUGCGUUGGACGUUCGGGUUCCAAAGAACGUUCGCAAACCGGAACACUCACUUCCGGGUUUGCUGCGUUCGGGAGCCAAAACAUUCAAGUCGCAAGGCGUUCAUCAACCAAGGUAUGACUGCAUAUGUGUUUUAACUAUGAUAUGACACAUGCAGUUUAACUCAAAUUAUGAUCAAAGAGUUCUAAGCAAUAUAUUCUGUAUCAUUUUCUAAAGUAGUGAAUAUAUAUAUAUAUAUAUAUAUAUAUAUAUAUAUAUAUGACAUUGUAUAGCUAAAACAUACCUUCCUUACUGGGAUUUUCCCAGUUGUAAAUAUGCUAAUUGUACUUUUAACUUAGGGAGUUGUGUGAAGUACAGAUCAGAAGCUUGAGUCAAACAUUGGUUUCCCCCCCUCAAUAGGUUUCUCCUCCUCAGUUUAAAUUAAAUAAAUUUAAAUCAAUACACCUUGGUCUCAUCAGACUGGAAAAUCAGCAUUGAUAAUCACAAGCAUCUUCAACAGGAUGUAAUUGGACAACCUUUUCCACAGCUUUCAGGAUUGAAGGAGAAUUCAUAUACUUGCAUAGAAUCAUAGAAUUGUAGAGCUGGAAAGGACUCUGAGGAACAUCUAGUCCAGUUCCCUCCUCUCCCCUUCUGUCUCCUUGGGAGUCCUCCGGGCAGCUAAUGCUGCCGUCCCUGGUCUCUGAGCUGCCCUGCCCCAAAUAGAGGUGCCUCCUCAAACUGCCCCACAGCGAUCUGGUAACCAGCCCCAGAGGCACCAUUUGCCUGGGGAACUUGUAGCCAUGGCUGCUACAACAAACAGCUUCACAAGCCUUGGGGAGGCAGAGAUGUGAGAGGGCAUCAGAGGAGGGAGGGAAGGAAAGAGGGACAGGCCAGUAUUGCCUGCGGCACCCCUGACCAUUAUUCAAGGUACACUGGUUGAAAACCACUGGGCAACACCAUUUUGGAUCCUGUUUCUUUGAUAUCAGUACAGUGGUUCCUCUGGUUACGAACUUAAUUUGUUCUGGAGGCCUGUUCUUAAGCUGAAACCGUUCUUAUCCUGAGGCGUGCUUUCACCAACGGGGCCUCCCGCUGGCGCACGAUUUCCAUUCGCAUCCUGGGGCAAAGUUCGCAACCAGGAGCAGCUACUUCCGGGUUAGCAGAGCUUGUAACCAGAAGCGUUUGUAACCAGAGGUACCACAGUAUGUCAUUAAUUGAUUAAAAUCAGUGGCACUGAGGGAUGCCUGGUUUGCACUGUUGCACAAGAGAUGCUUAAACUAAAGUUUCAGUUCAUAAAACAAACCACAUAUAGUAACUGGGAACUGAACCUUGGUUGAAUGGGUAAAAGCACCAAAUCCCUGAUCAUUGGACCUUGCAGUGGAGGCCACACGAUUUCAUGACUUAUUUUUUUCCCCCUUCUCAGAAAACCAAGAACAAGAAAAAAGGUAAAGAUGAAAAGUGUGGAUCUGAGGUUACUACUCCAGAGAACAGCUCUUCUCCUGGGAUGAUGGAUAUGAAUGGUGAGUGGAGCAAGGAGACAGUACCAGCUUCAGCAGCCGCAGGUGUGGUGCGGAGAGGGGCUUCCAGACAUGGCCACUUGACUUCCGCAUGGAUUGAUAACCAACAUUGGUUUAGUGUUUGGCUAUAUAAUAGAACCCACAUGGGCAUGGCUGAGAUCUGGGGUCCCUACUGAUACCUAUUAUCACCAGACACAGUUGUGGACCACUUUUUGAAGUGCUUAGCACAGGCAUAGGCAAACCCCGUUCCUCCAGAUGUUUGGGACUACAGUUCCCACCAUCCCCGACCACUGGUCCUGUUAGCUAGGGAUGAUGGGAAUUGUAGUCCCAAACAUCUGGAGGGCCGGAGUUUGCCUAUGCCUGGUUUAGCAGAUUAAGCAGUAUAAUCUAAAAGGCUGCUGGGCAGCAGCUGCUUCAGAGAGAAAAUUUUUCAGGCUGGCUUUGUGUUGAAUUGGUGCUGGUAGGUUUGGUAAUGCUGGUUGGCUUUCGUCUGGCAUAGAAAAUGAUGCAGUAGGAAGGGGAAAUAUCAUUUGAUAAGUAAGGUGUAAGGGAAGGAAAUCUUAGCAUUGUUUCCAUAAGUUGAAAUUAAUCUUGAAGCAAGUUAUAUAAAGCAUUUGCUGAGUGAUAAUUAAUUUUGAUCUCCUAUAUCCCUGAAUUCACAUGUUCCAUACCCAGUUUUCUUUAAAGCAUAAAAUAUUGGAUAAGAUCUGAAAGCAGCAAGGCAGUGCAUGGGUUCAAGGACUUCCAAAGUCAGUGUGAGGCCUGAUAGAUUUUUCCUAGCUUAAAAGAAGGAUGGGGGUGUCUCCCAGAUCUUGCUGUGAGCUUGGGAGAAUCUUGUCUUGCUCUUUUGGGAGAUUCAUUUGCCUUUCUUCUGUCCAGCAGAGAGCAUGGGCUGGUUCUUCCAUCAUGCUGGGCCUCUGAGGCACAAUAAGUUCUUCCAAGACAGGCAAAACCACUCCCUCUCUCAGGAAGGAGCACUGGAAGGAGCUGCAAUCUUUGACUGGUGAUAAAAGCUCAGUGGAAUUUACGGUCCCUCUAGAUUAUUUUGGAUACUACCCUCUGGCAUAUUGACUCAAAGCAUUUUUAGAAAUAGCCUGCUCAGCCUUCUUUUGAAGAGAUUGUGCAGCCUUCCUAGGGCACCUCUCCAGUUGCUAGACCAUGGUUGAGAAUGCUUCCCCUUAAAUCUGUCUCUCUGUACUCUAUAUCCAUUUACUCUUCCUUUUUUGCAUGAAAAACAGUUAAAUAAGCACACCGUAGUAAUGUUCUGAAGAACAUGGAAUGUCGUUUUUGGAAACACAGCAUUUCACCUCACUUGAUUCACUGGUUUCACUCUGGUUCAGUUUUGUUGCCUUGUGAAUAAUACUGCUUCAGAUUCUCAUCUGAUGUCAGAAGAGAUUCUAGGUCACAUGGGGGUGCUUUCCUGCUGUAAUAUGUGUCCCUGGAAAGCCUUCAAACCUGACAAAAGAGAGUCUGGAGAAUUAAGGUUUUCUCUCCAGAAGCAUGUACUUGACAGAUUAACACUUAAAGUGAGUCAUUAAAUGUUACCAUGGCUACCAUCAGUGGAAUCUGUAAUUUUCCAAUUCUGAAUGUCUUGGUGAGAGGCAAAGUAGGUAAGGCGAUAGCUUUUAUUAGCCAGCAUCUUUCAUCAAGAGUGUGGGGAACCGUUGAAACUCCAUGGAGGAGUUUUUCAGUUGGUAGCUGUGACCAAAGCCUCUUUCUUACCUAUAUGAAGUUGCCCUGUAUUUUAUUUGAGCAUCACAUGAAGCUGUCCUUAUGCUGAGUCAAAUCAUUGGUCCAUCUCACGCAGCAAUGUCUCCCAUAACUAGUAACUACUCUUUAAGAUCUCAGACCCUUGGGUCAUUCUCACCACCUGCUACCAUAUUUUUCUAGCUGGCGAUGAUUAGGAUUAGAUUUAGGACCUUGUACAAAUAAAUCAUGGGAUCUCCCCAUAUUCAGUUGUGAAUCCUUUCCCUAGGAGCGCUGCACUUGGAGAGGGUCUGCAUAACCAGGGUGGAGUGGAAUUGGUCCUCUUUGCUAUAAGCAAGUUCAGGCAUCUGGAAUGGGUCUAAAUCUCUCUAGCUAAGUGCAUACACAGCCAUGUAGCGCUGACUAGACGUUUAUUGGCAUGAAUGAAGGAUGAAUUUGCCUGAAAUCUAAUUACCUGCAUUUACCUUGGUGCAGAUUUGAUUGAACUAGCCAUUUUAGGUGCAUGCCGUUGUCUGAUGCAAUUUAGGAGAUGCAGCUGGAUUUUACUCCAUAACUGUGAUCUCCUUCAAGUGGCUUUUUAGAUGAAGCAUUUACCCCAUGAAUGAGGAGCUACUAACUUUCGUAGCAGCCGUGUUUCCUGUGCAUCCCAGUAUUUGUGACUGUCCUUUUGUCAAUAAUGGUCAAUGCAGUUCAUUCCUUGCAUGUAUAAGAAAGGGAAGAAGGAGCAAAUCAUGAAAGAAGGACUAGCCAACACUUGCAGGGAGAAGGUCAGGCAGCUAAAGCUCAAAACAAGCUCAGGCUUGCAAGAGAGGUUAUAAAUAAUAAUUAGUGACUUUUUUGGCUAUGUUUGAAGCAAGAGUGGGUCCUCUGCAUGAAGGAUAUGGAGAAAAUGCUAUUGGGGGACAGGGUGAAGGCAGAACUGCUCAACGUCAGUGCCCAACCUGGUGUUAAUGGAAUAAAAUAAACGAUGCAGAGAGGGAGCUGCAGCCCAGGAUAGGAAGAGAGGGGGAAAGGGAACACCUAGCUACUUUAAAUGAAAUCAGAUCUCCAGGACCUGCUGAACUGCUUUCAAGGAAACUGAAAGAACUUGCAGAAGUAAUCUCAGAGCCUCUGACUAUAAGCUUAGAGAAUUCAUGGAGAACUUGUAGACUGGAGGUGGGCAAAUGUUGUCCCCAUCUUCCAAAAGGGGAAGAAAGAAGACUCGGGGAACUACCAGCUGGUCAGCUUGAUGUCAAUACCAGGAAAUGUUCUAGAACCAGAUAAUUAAACAGUCGGUCUAUGAGCACUUAGAAAAAACAAGUCAUGAUUUAAAAGUUUGGUGGGUCAAGGGAAUGCUGUGAAUGUAGUGCAUCUUGAUUUUAAUAAGGCUUUCGGCAAAGUCCCCCAUGAUAUUCUUGUGGAGAACGUGGUUGACCGACUGAACCCAAAGAGUGUUUGCCAGUGGUUUGUCAUCAUCCUGGAAAAAAGUGACAAGUGGGUUGCUUCAGGGUUCUGUGCUGGGCCUGGUGUUGUUCAACAUCUUUAUAAAUUACUUGUAUGAAGGAAUUGAAAGAACGCUCAUCUAAGAAACGGUUGAAGGAGUUGGGUAUGUUUAGCCUGGAGAAGAAAAGCCUGAUAGGUGGCACAAUAGCCAUCUGCAGAUAUCUAUAGGGUUGUCACAUGGAAGAUAGAACAGAGUUGUUGUUUUUUUGCUGUUCCAGAGGGUAGGAUCCAAACCAAUGGAUUCAAAUUACAAGAAAGUAGAUUCUAAACUUCUAAACACUAGGGAGAACUUUCUGAAAGUAAGAGCUGAUUGCCAGUGGAACAAGUCUAACUUGGAAGGUGGUGGACUCUCAGUCAAUGGAGGCUUUUAAACAGAGACUGUAUAGCCACCUGUCAGGGAUUCUUUAUCUGUGAUUCCUGCACUGGAGCUUUGGGUCCCAACUCUUCAAUUGUAUGGUUCUAUGUCCAGAUUCUGUGGCAGUGGAGCAGGUAGGACAUGUGCUUGUGGGUGGAAAAAGUACUUCACUUUCCUUUGUUGUAAUUGUGAGCCAGCUCGCACUAUGUUUGCUCUCUCCCUCCACCAUUCCUUGGAGAAUUUUGCUAUAAUGUGAGUAGCGUGACAUCAGCAUAUUAUAUAGUCAUAUUUUUGACAAGAAUAAUAAGUAUUGCAUGACUGUACUGACUAUUAGCCAGUAUGAAGUCCCCAUCAAUACCACAGAUUUAGAACACCUUGUACAUCACUUAAGCCUCUACUUUUUAAAAAAUGGAUAAAUCCCAAACUUUAGGCAGCUUCUUUCAGCUUUCUCUGCAUAUUUAGACAGCUGGGAAGAGUCAGUGAACAGAUUAUUGAUACUUGAAGUACAAACUAGAUGCAACAGAGGCAGCCAUGGUUGCUUUUCUGUGACAUUAAAAGGAUCUGCAAAAAGAUCUCUCAAGUAAUUAACCCUUAUAUUGGUCUAGUUUGAGUUGCCAACAUAGAUACAGUGGCACCUUGGGUUACAUAUGCUUCAGGUUACAGACACUUCAGGUUACAGACUCCGCUAACCCAGAAAUAGUACCUCAGGUUAAGAACUUUGCUUCAGGAUGAGAACAGAAAUCGUGCUCCGGCGGCGCGGCAGCAGCGGGAGGCCCCAUUAGCUAAAGUGGUGCUUCAGGUUAAGAACAGUUUCAGGUUAAGAAUGGACCUCUGGAACAAAUUAAGUACGUAACCAGAGGUACCACUGUAUGGAUUUGAUAUGGAAUACUGGGAAGUGUCAGAAAUGUAGCCUUGCAUUAUCUUGCUGUAUAAUAUUUUCGUAAGAAAAAAAGUUGUCAUCCUGCAGUUUGCCUGGCUGCCAAUAGGUGGCCAUGUCAAGUGCAAUAUGACAACAGAACAGCAAGCAGGCAUACAAGGAAGUGUCAAGAUGAGCUGCAGGGGAACAGUCAGGACAGACAGGGGUGGUUUCCAGAAACUGCCCUCCUCUGCUGCCAUUGUAUACCUGACACAGCCAUUUUGGUCUCUGCAUCUGCAGCUGGGGAGGAAGAAAGCAGCUACAAAGCAAGAUGGUUGUUGAGGAGCUGCCUUGGCAGGCCAGCAGCCUUGGGGCCAAAAAGGAGGUUACCGCAGAAUACUUUAUCCUCUUCACCCCACUCUCCUCCAUGAGUGGUGGUUGGGAUCGGAGUGAGCUGUGAAGGGAUUGGGAAUAGCAACAAGAGUGAGUGGGUGGAUAGGCAGGGGUGUGGGGAGUUGUGAGAGGCAGCGGUUGGAAGGGAUGGGGGGCCAAAAGGACCCAUGAGAGGCUGAAGAAGUGAGGGGUUGGGGGAGUUGGGUGAGGUGGAAAGGGGUGGAGGGCUUGGCAGGUCAGCAGCCCCUAACAUGUAAAUACAAUUUUGGGAAUGUUCAUCGCUUUCAGCAAGCCUGUCUCUUAUUUACAGAUGAUAACAGCAACCAGAGUUCCAUAGCUGAUGCUUCACCAAUUAAACAAGAGAACAGCAGCAACUCUAGCCCCCUGCCAGAGCAGAACUCCACAGGGCAGGCAGAUGGCCCUGGAACAAAAUCUGACGAUACUCAAGCAGAUGCAAAAGAGGAGCCUGGUUCAGAAGGUAAUUCAUGUACAAAUCUUCCUACUCAUAACUGGUAGGUAAACAGUUGGCAUUCCAUGUGCACCACAUAAACUUCAUUUGUUAGCAGACCCACUGUGUCUCCCACUUGAGAAGGAGAUACAGUGGUACCUCCGGUUGCAGAUGGGAUCUGUUCCGGAGGUCUGGCCAGAUCUUGAGGUUUUCGCAACCGGAGAGACCACUUCUGCGCAUGCACGCGUGUGGCAGAAACUCAGAAAUAUACUUCCAGGUUUGCCGCUUACGUACCCCGAAGUUUACGUAAGCGGAGGUAUGACUGUAACUAUAAUUUAAGAUCUGCCCUCCUUCCUACUGCUUUGAAAACUGACACUCCGUUUUCACUUAGUUACUUUUUGCUUUCACUGACCACAUUCACACAAUGCUAAACCAUGUUGUAGUUCUAUGUGGACGAGCCUCCAUAAGACCAAGGAAAGUGUUUAGACUCCUAAGCUUCCCUUCCCUUCCAUGCAGUCAGGGAAGGACUUCUGUCAAGUGUAGGCAUGCUUUCUGCUUUCAGCAAAUCCUUAUGUACAAAACAGGGAUUGUGAUUUACAACAAACAAUGGUUAACUGCUAAACAACUCCAAACCAUAUCUUAUGAAGCUGGCUUGUUUAACUAACCAUUGUUUGUUAUAUACCAUGAUUCAGAGUUUGUACAUUUCACUAACCAGAGAAUAGAUAAUUUGAAAGCAAAGCAAAAGUCAGUGGAAAUACAGUGGUACCUCUUGUUGCGAACGGGAUCUGUUCCAGAGGCCCAUUCGCAACACGAAAAGCCCGCAACCAGAAGUGUGGUAUCUGCGUAGGUGUGCAGCGUGAUUUGGCGCUUGUGCGCAUGUGCGAAGCGUGAUUUAGUGCAACUGCACAUGCGCGAGCAGCAAAACCUGGAAGUAACCCUUUCCGGUACUUCCGGGUUACUGCGGGACGCAAUCUGAAAAAACAUAACAUGAAGUAAACGUAGCAUGAGGUAUGACUACUGUUCCUGAUGUGCUCCUUGUCUACGUAGUGCUGUUGUUAACCCUUGGCUUAAUGCAAGAGUGGGGAACUUGACCCACCCGCCUGUUAAAUUAUGUGCCACCAGGUCAUUCAGAUUUUUAAAAUCUGGAGCAUGUUUAGAGUUUCUUCCUUCUUAAGUUUGAAUCCAGGUUGCGACGGCAAAGAUUCUGGCCAAAAGCAGGAAUUGCAUUUGGCACUGAAUUUUAAAUUUCAGCAGACAUCAGCUCCACUUAGUUACUCCAAUUAGGAGUUUAAAUUGAAAACAUGCUGAAUGCAAGUGCUGCCUGCCGAAGAACAAUUGGGAGCACACUCACAUUAAGGCUUCUGCCUGCUUGCAGCCAUAGCUUUACCUACUCACACCUGGUAUCAUAUGGUGUCAGGUGUGGGCAAGGCUGGGGGUAAAAUGGACUGCUGGCUCAUAUUUGACCAACAGACUAGAAGUUCCCUAUCCCUAGGUUAGUGAUACUGUAUAUGCAAACAAUAAGUCAUUCUCGCUUUGUGUAAUUACUGUUGGAGAUAAAUUUUCACUGAGCUGAAUGUAAAGCACAGCUCAGUUCUGAAAGCUGUUCACAUUUACCCCUUAAUUUCAGAUAGCUUUAUUAAAUUACCUGACUGCUUUAGUGCCAGUUCCAAAAAUAUAUAUUUUGCUCCAUCUUUCUUGACUCCUCUGCUGUCUUGAAUUCAGUUGAUUACUUUCUACAUGAUUACCUUUAUAUCUAAGAACUCACUGAUUCCAUUGACUUACUCUCUUCCUACCUGUUUGCUGUUCUAAUCUGUCCUCUCCUUCUUGGUUGAGAUCCCUGAGGGCUCUGUUAUUAGUCCUGCAUGCUUGUCUCUCUAGAUUCGUUAGCCCCGUGUAAGCACACAAUAUUCCAUGGUGCCUGUUAUGCUGAUGGUACCAAGCUUUUCCACUCUAGCUCAGAACGUUCUUCCUUCAUCCAAUUCCAAUUCUCCAAGUGCUUUUCUGUUUCUACUUGGAUGCUUCAUAGGGGUCUCAAGAUGCCUAGGACUGAACAUCUUGUCUUUUCUCUCAGCUAAAAUUCCCAUUCCAUUUUUGUUGUUGUUCUUUAGUCGUUUAGUCGUGUCCGACUCUUCAUGACCCCAUGGGCCAGAGCACGCCAGGCACUCCUGUCUUCCACUGCCUCCUGCAGUUUGGUCAAACUCAUGCUGGUAGCUUCGCGAAUACUAUCCAACCAUCUCAUCCUCUGUCGUCCCCUUCUCCUUGUGCCCUCCAUCUUUCCCAACAUCAGGGUCUUUUCCAGGGAGUCUUCUCUUCUCAUGAGGUGGCCAAAGUAUUGGAGCCUCAGCUUCAGGAUCUGUCCUUCCAGUGAGUACUCAGGGCUGAUUUCCUUCAGAAUGGAUAGGUUUGAUCUUCUUGCAGUCCAUGGGACUCUCAAGAGUCUCCUCCAGCACCAUAAUUCAAAAGCAUCAAUUCUUCGGCGAUCAGCCUUCUUUAUGGUCCAGCUUUCCCAUUCUAUUUAUAUUUCAUAAAAUGUAUACAAUGUUUGAUUGUAAAAAACAACAACCUCAGAGCAGUUUCUAAAGAUAAAAAAUGGCUGUAAACACAGUUUAAAGCAUGGGUAGGCAACCUAAGGCCCGGGGGCUAGAUCUGGCCCAAUUGCCUUCUAAAUCUGGCCCGCGGACGGUCUGGGAAUCAGCGUGUUUUUACAUGAGUAGAAUGUGUCCUUUCAUUUAAAAUGCAUCUCUGGGUUAUUUGUGGGGCAUAGGAAUUUGUUCACCCCCCCAAAAAAAUAUAGUCCGGCCCCCCACAAGAUCUGAGGGACAGUGGACCGGCCGCCUGCUGAAAAAGUUUGCUGACCCCUGGUUUAAAGCAUUAAUAAAAAACAAAAUAAUAAAGGAAAAGCAUAAAUCAACAUUCUACAUUUCUGACUAGGCAUGUCUCAGCAAAAAUGUUUUUAACAGGCUCCAAUAAGAGUACAGUAAAGACGCCUGCCUCAUGUCAAUAGGCGGGGUUCCUAUCAUCAGAUUGGGGGCUAAAUUGAACCUUAAAGCAUGCCUUAUAAAAUGCACUCGUUCAGAUAGUAAGCUGUGACAUCUGUUUUAACUUUCAUAGUUCAACAUUUAUUAUAGGUCAGAUAAUAUGGAUGUAGAUUGAUUCUUCCUCUUCAGAGGAAAGGUCUAAAUUAUCAAGUUUUUAAUCUGAAAAUAAGGAAAGACACCUUGUUCAGGUUUUGGCAGAGAAAUCCACGCAGUUUUUCUUAACUUGUAUAAAACUGCAUUUACUUAGGCUAUGUCUUCUGUACAUAAUGUUUCAGAUUCUGAAUUUAGAUUCCUCCUGUAUGUGCUAGUAGGAUGACAGUUGCUUAUAAGUUUAUAAGCUGUGGCUGGAUUCCUGCGUAGAUCCAAUUAUGGAGCGUGUGUUUUAAGCAAGCUGCAUGAAAUACAAAAGCCUUUCAUGUUAUGAGAUACUACAGUGUGUACUUAAAAACCCUUUUAAUGCAAAUCUAUCCUUUAGUGUGAUCAGGUAUGCUUAGGUGUGCUUUCAGAUCAAGCUCUUACAUUGCAGCCUUGUGAAUACUGGAGGGGCUUACACACACACCUUGCAGUGCUCUGCUAAAGGCUUUUCCAUGUCCCAUAAAUACUGUCUGGAUCCUUCCCCAUAUCCAUGUGGUCUUGGCCUCCCUCUAGUGGCCAGCUCAAGAUUUCAUUUGUAUGUUGCUUGAAGAAGAGGAAUCAAGGCUUUUUUCCCCCAGCCGGAACCUCUUCCGGCAAACCCUCUCUGUGUAUAUCAUUCUGGGCAGGUGGCACAUUUUCCGUGUGCAGGAAUUUGGAUGGACCGGGAGCGAUUUUUGGCACUUUGCUUCUCUUCCGAAAGAAGCCCUUUAAGGGAGGAGACAUGGUGCGUGUUUUCUCUAAAGCGUGCGCUCUCAACAAGUUUGGCGUCAUCCUGAAGGAAGCUCAACAGCUUAGGGUUGUCUGUCAAAGAAGGUGGGAGUUGCUGCACCUCUUUUUCUAGGAAAAAAGCACUGAUAAUAGUAAUAAUUCAUUUUUAUACUGCUUUUUAGCCAAAGAUCCCAGAGCUAUGUACAGCAUCAAGAACAUAAUUUACACAGCAUCAUAAUGACAACACAAUACACAGCAUCAUAAUAAAAUAAUAAUCAUAACAGGCCCCAUUUAAAAGUCCAUAGAUUGCUCCAAUGCCCAGGCGUCCUUGCGUUCUAAUCCAAAAUCAUUAUGUCUCCCUUCUAGAUAAGACAACAAAUCUGUAAGUAGUCUAUAGCUGGGUGGAAAACAGAUUAGCAACCUUGGUUAGCUUAAUUGACUUUAAAGCCCUUUUUAAAGUUGGGCCAGCACAUCUUGGAAAACAUAAUUUAAUAGCCUGCUAUCUGCACUUUUAAUGCCUUAAAGAUGUUCCAUCUUCAUUCUUAUACAGAAGGAAAUCCUUCCCAAAAUAUGCCAUCAAUCUAUCUAUCUUCUAAGAACAAGUAAAGUGCAUCUUUUUCUUCAAAACUAUUGUUUGGCAGCAUGCAAAUUUAUGCAGAUUAAAUAAACUAAAAUUAAUUUACUUUGCUAUGGAGGUUUGUAUGUGAUGCCAAUAAAAGGUUUGAUGAUGAUAAAUUAAUUUAGUUAAAAUCUCUAAUUUGGUGAGAACCCUAAUGAGAGGUACUGUAAUACAUCGGUGAUUCAGUGCAACCUUCUUAACUCUUUCAGAUGCUUCUGAUGAACAGAACUCACAAUCUUCAAUGGAGAAUUCCAUGAAUAGUUCAGAGAAAGUGGAAACUCAACCUUUGGCAGAAAAUGAUAUAACCACAGAUGCAUCUAAAAACUCUCAGGUAAUUCAAAAUCAUAGAUAAGCAAAGAGGUAUCGUCAACAGUGCGAAUGAAAGUUUGACCUGUCUUGUCUAUUGGAUUAACAUCUAUGUGUUCCAUGCUUUCUAAUUCUGUGAAUGCUUUGAUUUCUUUCCACUUGAACAUUGACAGUGAGCUGUUGUGCUUUGCACUUGGUCUUGCACUUGCAAGUUGUCAUUAAUAUGGGAGAACUUGUUAAAAUAUUUGAAGUAUGUUCCGUAGUAAACCGUGAUGAUCCUUCUAGUAAAUUGCUAGGUGAUCCUUUUAGGACUGUAUGUUCCUUUCCAUGUAAAGUUUUAAUAGGCUGGAAAGAUGGUAAUGUCACCAGUUUGAAGUGAACAAAUUAUGGCAAGGUAAAGCAGCAUGUUCCUUUUCUUCUAAAAUCCCAGCCAGAAGGUCUGAAGGUUGUACUCCAGCCUCGAUUAUCUUUGGAGUCCUCACAUUAUCCCUUCUUUCCCUGUGUGUCUGGGAAUUGAUAUAGCCUUAACAGUCCACAAGCUGCAAAUAUGUCUCCCAGGUGCUUAUUGAUACCUGUCUUAGUAUGCCUUGCAAGGAUCAUAGAACUGUGGAGCUGGAAGGGACCCAAGAGAUGUCUAGUCCAACCCCCUGCAAUGCAGGAAUCUUGGCUAAAGCAUCCAUGACAGAUGGCCAUCCACCCUCUGCUUAGAAACCUUCAAGGAUGUAGAGUCCACAACCUCCCAAGGGGGGACUGUUCCACGAUCAAUGAGCUCUUAUUGUCAGAAUGUUUUCUCACAUGUCUUGGUGUGUGUGAUCUUACGGGGUGGGGCUAUAAGGUGAAUGUGUGUUGCCAUUUUGGGAACUAGGACUUACAUGGGUAACUAUGAUGGCAGCUUUCGUGUUGCUUUGUGGCCAUGACACUUGCUUCCUGGGGUUCUCUUGUACCUUGGGAGCACAAUAACAUUAUUAUGCUUUUAUUCAGUACUGAUGCUGAUUCUUCUUUUCUCUCUCCUCCUGUUAAGGACUCUGAAGGAGUGCCACCUUCUAAAAAGAUGAAAGUAGAGGGUCCCUCUCAACAAAACAUUGAUGAAAUAUAGACACUAGAUUUUUCCUGGCCAGUUUUUAUGUAAGGUACAUCAGUGGGCUAAAUUAUAUAGAACAACCAUAUUUACGUAUAUUCUCUUGGAUGAGGACAGAACUCCUAUAAACUUUUCAAGUUACCAAGCAAAAAUCCAAGAAACCAAGCAAAGGCAUCAUCUCUUCAGACACUGAAAACUUUUCUUUUCUGUGAAGCAAAACGUUGAGAAUUUAAGUUACUGUCUCUGAAAUGGUUGGAGUAAACAACUCAGGAGGGGUCUACGCACUGUUUCUAAUGUCAAAAUUACAAUUAUGUUGCUGCUGUAUUUUAUCACAUUCUCUAUUUAACAUUAUAAGAUAUUUAAGGAUGGUACAGGUCAGGUCUUCUCAUGUGAAGUUCAUCCUUCUGAUGUGAUGUCUGCUUUUUUUCUUUUUUUGUGUGUGCCUUGUGUUCCAAAACAAAAAAACAAAACCAGUGCUAAUUUUUUAAACUUGUUUUUGACAGUUCUCUCCUCUGCAGAGUGGCCUACGGUUUGUACAAUGCCAUAUAGGAAACUUUUCAUUGUGUUUGUUUGUUUCUAUUUUAUACCCUGGUGCUUACUAUUUUAACAUAAGAGCUAUUGUGAGAGAAAUCAGGAAGCCAUUUUCACUGUUGGAGUCCAGAGAGAACCAUACAGCUGACACUUGAUUUUUCUGCAUCCACAGGGAUGACUUAUUUUUAAUGCACCAAUUUGAGCCACCAAGACCCUCUUCUGGCAACCUCCACAGAAAUGCAUGCAAGUUACACAGUAACAUAGCUUUGAAUAAUUUCCUGAUGGCAUGCCUCCCCUUGGCUGAAUAAUGUAGACUUUUAAAACAGAUAUACCUAAAGUGAACAGGCUCUGCUGUUUACUUAAAUUGGUGCUGGUUUGGAAAAGUAUUGAAGCAAAUUAUGCGUUUUAAGUCUUUUUUUAAAAGUGGGUCAACUAUAAAUACAGGUACAAAUAGGCAUAUGUGUUAUGACAGAUGUAGUUUUGAUUGAAAUGAAUUUCCUUGUACUGUUCUUUUACAAUCAGUUUACUGAUACUCCAGGCAAUACUGUACUUGAGGCUUACUUUUGUUUCAAGAGUAGCUUGUAAAUGCAGUCUUGUUACUUCCAAAACAACUUCAGACAUCUCUCAGUUUUUGAAAAAUUCAGUUUUAUUUCUUGCAUGUUUGACUUGGCAGGAGGCACUGUGUCAAUCUUAUCCAUGCUACAUGGCCAGUGAAUAUGCUGAACCAUCUUAUCUAUAUCAGAUGCUUUGAUGCUACUUGUAAUCACCAGUAGAACCACACGGUCAUGACUAGUUCCUUCUGAAAUCAGUGCAGCUUUAGUUGUAACAUUUUAGACAUUCCCAAUGGGGCUUAAUUGUGACUAGAACUUGAUGGGUUCGUCUUGUUAUGUUUUGCACAUCUAAAGAGGUGUUGAGUCCUUAAACCUCCAUUUGAAGGCUGGGGAAAAUAUGUGUGUGAAUGGAAAACACAGAGGUGGCAUAAGGAAGCAAUGCGUCUUGAUAACGAUGAAACUGCAACCUGCAGCUGUAAAUGUGGUUGCAUUUAAUUUAUAAUGGAUGUACUGGGUGACCUUUUUUUUUAAAGGAAAACAAACCUGCCUCCAAUCAAAACACUGCAUAAAAGUCACUUACUAAGCUUUAUUUCUGAUUUCUCCAGCGGUGAAAAUGGCUUGAGCUUUAACUACUGUAUUGCAUUUGCAAUGAAUUCUGAGAAAAGUUAGGAGAGGUGGAGGUGCCAAUUCUGACCUUCCAUCACAACAUUUGUUAAGCUGCAAAGAAACUGGCUAUACACUCAAGGCUGAUAUAUUUUUUAUGUUGAAAUAAACAUUUUACAUCUCAUCAAAAUUAAAAUUGGUUGCAAAUUGUUCAUGAAAGCAGUGUGCUCCCUCCAAAGUCUCUUUGUGCUUCGAUCACAAAAUUCAUUUAAUAUCAGAAAGAGGUGUUAUAUUUGCACAGUAUACAUAAAUGGUAAACUGAUUUCCCCACCCCUUGAAUUGUGUAUCUGCUUCAGAAAUGUGGGUUAUGACUGGUUAAAUGGCAAUCGGUAUGGACAUUAAAACCAUAUUUAACCAGGGUUCGUUUUUUUGAAAACAUAUUGGCUGAUCUAUGACAUAGACAAAUAUAUUUUUGAACUUUAAAAAAUUGUAAUUAUGUAGCUUUUAAUUGAUCAGUGCUAAAAUGUCAGUGGGUUGGAAACCACUGUUGAUAUGUUGUCAUGCCCAGUAGUUGCUGUCUGUAGAAGCUUCAAUUUUGUGGUUGUGUGUUUUUGAUUUGUUUUACACAGUUUCCAAGGAAGUAGAUAGGCUUUUUAAAUUUCAGAGCUGAAUCCUGUACUUAAUAAAAUAUAAAUAGCACUAAAAUACCUCAAUUUUUUUCAUUAGGUAGAAAUGUUUAUUGGCAUUACUGACACUGAUAAGCUUCGUGAUGAAACUGGCUUCUUAAUUCCUACUGUACUUUCUUUCUUCAGUUAUGUGUCAGCCAUUCACUAAGGCCUGCUGCUGCCACACAAUUCCCAGUGUCUUUCAGUUGGGCUUGCUUGUGCUUGACUUGUGAAUUGAGACCUGCAAAUGAAAGAUGGGUGGCAGUAGCCUUUGAUGAAGUGUGCAGUCAUUUUGCUAUUCCAUGACUCAAGAAAAAGAAAACCAGCAUAACCACAGUGGUUAGUGGCUCUGCUUUGAUUUGCAACGUUAGAUAUUUGAAUCCUCUGCCAACAAAUAGGGGUUGGAAAAAGCAAAUGGAAUUGGACUCUUUGCACCCAUUAGUGUCAGUCUGCACCCAUUUAUCAGGAUGGAGGAGGAUCUUGAUUCUGUUUGGUAUGCAGAAAUUUAAAAACGUGCACACUGUAACUGCCUUUUGAUAGGCCAUUUGGAUGUGCAGUUAAAACACAUUUUUAAUGCUUGAAAGUUAGUUUAAAUUCAACCAGCAAGGAAGGGAUCUUGCAACCUUUGAGAUUUGGUACUGGGUCCAGCUUCUUGGUUUGCUGCCUCUUUAGGGAUUUUGUUUUAUGGGCUUGCAUGGAAAAGCCUGUAUUGAUAGCAGUGGGGAAGAGGUGAGGAGAGAGAGCGAGUCAACACAUCUUGCAUCUCAGUGACUGGAAAUUCUCAGGCAGGCAAUAGACGGUGUCCACCACACACACAGCUGUGCAAUCUGUGCUCAUUUCAGUGGAGGUCAAGCAGCAUCAGUGGUUGGUGGGUUGAAUCUGACAUUUUUUUUAGAAAUAGCGUGAAUAUCAAGAAGUGCUUCCUUAUCGACACACUGGGCAUUUGGACACUCAGUUACUCUCAAACUACAUCUGUAUACAUAAGCUAGCAAGGUAACUGAUCUUUGUGGGUUAUGGGGUGAGGAGGGAGGCCUUCUAGCUGGGCAGUUUACACAGUCAAAACAUUUUAUAGCAGAACUGUUCAUUUUGGAGUUCUUCUGGGUGGGGGAAUCGUUAACAUUCCAAAAAGUGCUGGCACUUAACAACAACAACGACAACCAAUCAGUGAGGCAGCAUAAAAAUUACUGGCUUUUGUGGUAGCUUGCUUCAUACAGAAACAUUGUCAUGUUUUAGAAUGUUCUUUAUAUCGAAAGCCCUGCUAGAAGGUGUAAAGAAUUUUGUGGGUUUAUUUCAUUACCUAAUUGUUUUUCCAUCUUAAUGAUUUUGUGUGCUGUACAGCAGUAUCAUUUUUCACUUAUUUAUUCCAUCAGUAGCUAUGGUUUGUACAAUGUACAAUGGUUUCAUUAAAAAAAUAAACUUUAAAGUCACAACAC
This is a messenger RNA of Podarcis lilfordi (Lilford's wall lizard), 28487 nucleotides long. The record is from the annotation of a GenBank genome assembly. Lineage: Eukaryota; Metazoa; Chordata; Lepidosauria; Squamata; Lacertidae.